UUUGCUGCAACAGGGUGGACCGUGUAGUUUAUGUGGGGCACACUUUAGUGGUAUUCUCAUGGAUUAUGUACACAAGCCGCCGACAAGCAGGACUGCGACUUUACUUUUACCUUUCAUGUAACCUUAAUUUGAAUUGUUUAACGUUUUAUUCAUAGUGGAUGAGGUUGUACGAUGUCAAAAACAACUAGUCGUCAAUAAAAACCAAACUUCUUGUAUAACUUGCCAUCAUGGUGAACCAGGUUCAGCGAGGGGACGGUACUUGUCAGUCAUGCAAGAGCGACUCCAGCGGGGCCAGCAACAGCGGCGGGGAGAGCUCCAAGGAGAGCUCCCGGUGUUCUACGCCGGUGCUGGAUUCAGACCGGUCGGACAGGCUGCGGGACAAGAUGCGGAGGAGGAUGGAGUCCGGAGACCACUGGUUCUCGCUGGAAUUCUUUCCUCCCCGGACAGCCAGUGGAGCUGUCAAUCUCAUCUCAAGAUUUGACCGCAUGGGCUCCGGGGGACCCCUGUUCAUUGACAUUACCUGGCAUCCAGCAGGGGAUCCAGGCUCAGACAAGGAAACCUCAUCCAUGAUGAUUGCCAGCACAGCUGUCAACUACUGUGGCCUAGAGAGCAUCCUCCACCUGACCUGCUGCAACCAGACUAAAGAGAAGAUUACUGGCUAUCUGGCCAAAGCAAAACACCUAGGCCUCAAAAACAUCAUGGCACUUAGAGGAGAUCCAGUGGGAGCAGACUGGGAGGAAGAGGAGGGAGGCUUCAACUAUGCCACUGAUCUUGUUAAACACAUCCGAUCAGAGUUUGAUGACUACUUUGACAUCUGUGUUGCUGGCUACCCCACAGGCCAUCCUGAGGCAGAGAGCUAUGAGGAGGAUCUCAGACAUCUAAAGGAGAAGGUGGAUGCUGGAGCAGACUUUGUCAUCUCCCAGCUGUUCUUCAGGGCAGACACUUUCCUCAAGUUUCUAGAUGACUGCAGACAAAUUGGUAUCACGUGUCCCAUCCUACCUGGAAUCUUCCCCAUUCAGGGUUACCAGUCCCUGCGUCAGCUUGUCAAGCUGUCAAAGCUUGAGGUACCAGAGGAGAUCACCAAAGUCAUUGAGCCCAUCAAAGACAACGAUGCUGCUAUCCGUAACUAUGGAAUCCAACAGGCAGUAGAGAUGUGCCGUGUGCUGCUGGACAGUGGCAAAGUACCAGGCCUCCACUUCUACACACUGAAUCGAGAGGUUGCCACCAUGGAGGUGCUCCGACAGCUGGGCCUGUGGAUAGAAGACCCCAGACGGCCUCUUCCCUGGGCAGUAAGUGCCCAUCCCAAACGGAAGGUAGAGGAUGUGCGACCCAUCUUCUGGGCUUCCAGACCCAAGAGCUACAUCUACAGAACCCAGGACUGGGACGAGUUCCCCAAUGGCAGAUGGGGAAACUCCUCAUCUCCAGCUUUUGGCGAGUUAAAUGACUACUACCUGUUCUACUUGAAGAGCAAGUCAUCCAAAGAUGCACUGCUGAAGAUGUGGGGUGAGGAGCUGAUGAAUGAAGUGAGCGUCUUUGAGGUCUUCACCUGCUACAUCACAGCCCAGCCAAACCGUAGUGGACACAAGGUGAUGUGUUUGCCGUGGAACGAUGAGCCUCUGGCCUCAGAGACCAACCUGCUGAAAGAUGAGCUGGAGAAGGUGAACAGACGAGGAGUCCUCACCAUCAACUCCCAACCUAACAUCAACGGCAAACCCUCAACAGACCCUGUAGUAGGCUGGGGACCUGCAGGAGGCUAUGUCUUUCAGAAGGCCUACCUGGAGUUCUUCACUUCUAGUGAAAAUGUAACCGCGCUCCUCAAAGUACUGAAGAAGUAUGAGCCCCGUGUCAACUACCACAUUGUUAAUGUGCACGGCCGUAACCUGACCAAUGCCCCUGACUUGCAACCUAACGCUGUGACAUGGGGGAUCUUCCCUGGCAGGGAGAUUGUUCAACCCACCGUAGUGGACCCAGUGAGCUUUAUGUAUUGGAAGGACGAGGCCUUUGCCCUGUGGAUCGAGCAGUGGGCCAAACUCUACGAAGACGAGUCUCCUUCACGGAUGAUUAUCAAAUAUAUCCACGACAACUACUUUCUGGUCAAUCUGGUGGACAACGACUUUCCUCUGGAGAACUGUCUGUGGCAAGUCAUUGAUGAUAUGUUUGAGCUGCUCGAUGCUCCUCCAGAUUCACUCAACGACGGAACAGUCUCUGAAUAAAAUCAAUCAUGUCAAACAACUUUUUUACAGAAAGUAAGAACACUAUGGAACUGUCAAUAUUUUAUGCAUUGUCUAGAAAAGCUGCUAUUUACAACACAGAGCCUUAAGUAAAAUGUACUUCACAGUAUUUUUAAAGACUUUUUAUAAAUGUUUUUAACAUUUGAGUGAACCUAAAUAUGGUGGAAAAUGAAACUGUAUUUUAUCACCUGAACAAAAUCCAGAGGUUCAUACAGUAGAGCAGCUUUAUCCUCUGCAGAUCUCCCAGCUAAUAAACUACACAUGCUAAGUCACCUGAUGGUCGCCCUCAUGGAUAGAUCUCACUGAACAACAAAUGAGAAACAAAACUCACACGGAGUGAAUUGCAAACAUGCUAUAUAGUUUUUACACUUUUUUUGACAUCUAUUUUCAUAGAGGAAAAUACAUCAGGUGGUAUGUUUGAAUUAAAUGUUUUUAAAUGAUUUUUAAUGAUAUAUACUGUCAUUGGUGAAAAGUAGUAUAGAGAUGUGUGUGGGUGAAAGUCUUUUUUUUAAUCACGUUCAUGUUGUAACGGGAGAGUUAGACAGUCAGAUGUAGAUGACAGUUCAACUGCUGCUGUAACUGCUGCUGAAUUUGACAUAUUUAUUUGUUCUGUCUGCUUUCUAAAGCUCAAUAAAAUGUUCAAUACUGUACAACAA
This is a messenger RNA of Lates calcarifer (barramundi perch), 2887 nucleotides long. RefSeq names its product methylenetetrahydrofolate reductase (NAD(P)H) (gene mthfr). The transcript has 12 exons. Gene Ontology annotation, biological process: tetrahydrofolate interconversion. Bases 228 to 2213 code for a protein of 661 amino acids. Gene Ontology annotation, molecular function: FAD binding; methylenetetrahydrofolate reductase [NAD(P)H] activity. The record is from RefSeq and is a predicted model, not a curated record. Lineage: Eukaryota; Metazoa; Chordata; Actinopteri; Centropomidae. Gene Ontology annotation, cellular component: cytosol.